AUGGAGAAUUAUGAAGUUCCAACUCGGCCUAAUCUAGCUUUUCCCUACAACCCUGCAGAUCAAAUUCAACCAGAGUUGGAUCAGAAACCUGCACUUCCUAACAUGAUGGCAAAGCAAAAUCAGCAACAGAGCCUGCCAGUGCUGAUGCCAGGAGAUCAGGUGCCAAAGUUCAUUGCAAUUGCUUGUCCAUGCGAGCCUCCAGUUAGGGAGAAGCUCACUGUGAUUGUUCAGAAGCCUGCCUAUUUCUGUGAUGCCGCUACUGUAUAUAUCUGA
Molecule: messenger RNA, 273 nt
Organism: Prunus armeniaca (apricot)
Lineage: Eukaryota; Viridiplantae; Streptophyta; Magnoliopsida; Rosales; Rosaceae
Source: the annotation of a GenBank genome assembly